GGGGCGGAGAAGCGGAAGCGCUGGGCAUUCCGAGGCGGCGGAGGCCUCCGGUUCCUUUCCCGUUUCCCUCCCGGACUCCGAGCUCGGACCCCCGCAGGCCCGGGACCCUCCGCGGAGCGGCCCUUAUGAGUGUGUCCCUGGUGGUCCUUCGCUUGGAGCUGGCCGAGUCUUCGCCCGUGCCGGGCGGCUUCUCUUACAGCGCUGCCGCUACUGAGAUGUCUGAUGAGGGGAGGCCGGAGACGUCGCUGGCCGCCUCUGCGGUGACCUUGGAGGGCAAGGUGCCCGUGGAGAGGGCGACCAUCAUCCACCAACACCUCGGCCGGCGGGAGAUGACAGAUGUGAUCAUUGAGACGAUAAAGCCCGAUCCAGAUGAGGUGAAAGAGAUGAUGGACAAAGUUGGCGCAGCCGAGGCCUCCUCCACUGAGGAUCACCAUAAUCGGGAUGGCCAAAGUGGAAGCAGUGGGACCACACCGGAUUCUCCGUCAAAGCAGCUCCCUGAUCAGAUUUCCUUCUUCAGUGGGAAUCCUUCGGUUGAAAUAGCUCACGGCAUCAUGCACCUCUACAAGACAAAGUAAGAAAGCAGGACUCACCUUAAAUGCUUUAAGGCCGGGCUCUCCAAACUUGGCAACUUUAAGACUUGGGGACUUCAAUUCCUAAAAUUCCCCACCUCUGGGAAUUGAAGUUCACAAGUCUUUAAAGUUGUCAGGUUUCGAGACCCCUCUUCUUUAAAGGAUCUGGAAAGCUGCCAUCGCGAUGAAAUUCCUCUUCCUCUGAGAAGGAAGGGCUGCGGCCGAAGGAGAAUUCUUGGAGGUGAAGCCACAAAACUGCGGUAGACUAAAGUGCGCUCGACAAAAGCGCGUACCUGACGUCAUC
Messenger RNA from Thamnophis sirtalis, 873 nucleotides. NCBI's taxonomy places the organism in Eukaryota, Metazoa, Chordata, Lepidosauria, Squamata, Natricidae. The record is from RefSeq and is a predicted model, not a curated record.